Molecule: messenger RNA, 1887 nt
Organism: Cuculus canorus (common cuckoo)
Lineage: Eukaryota; Metazoa; Chordata; Aves; Cuculiformes; Cuculidae
Gene: CHMP2B
Product: charged multivesicular body protein 2B
Exons: 6
Coding region: 124-768 (214 amino acids)
Biological process (GO): late endosome to vacuole transport; endosome transport via multivesicular body sorting pathway; protein transport
Cellular component (GO): multivesicular body; ESCRT III complex
Source: RefSeq, a predicted model, not a curated record
CCUCCUGGGCGGGCGGAGGCGGAGCCGGGCGGGGCUAAGCGGCGCGGCGCUUCCUGGUCACCUGGGAGGGAAGGAGGCAGGAGCGGGCUGAGCCGGCGGCGGGGCUCGGAUUUGGCUGCCGCCAUGGCCUCGCUCUUCAAGAAGAAGACUGUGGAUGAUGUAAUAAAGGAGCAAAAUCGAGAGUUAAGAGGUACGCAGAGGGCUAUAACCAGAGACAGAGCUGGACUCGAAAAACAGGAAAAACAACUGGAACUAGAAAUAAAGAAAAUGGCUAAGACUGGUAACAAAGAAGCCUGUAAAGUGCUAGCAAAACAGCUUGUACAACUGCGAAAGCAGAAAAAUCGAACGUAUGCUGUUAGCUCUAAAGUCACUUCUAUGUCAACUCAAACAAAGGUCAUGAACUCUCAGCUGAAGAUGGCAGUAGCUAUGUCAACUACAUCAAAAACAAUGCAAGCAGUUAAUAAGAAAAUGGAUCCACAAAAGACACUACAAACUAUGCAGAAUUUCCAGAAGGAAAACAUGAAGAUGGAAAUGACCGAAGAAAUGAUUAAUGAUACUCUAGAUGAUAUUUUUGAUGCUUCUGAUGAAGAGGAAGAAAGCCAAGAUAUUGUUAACCAGGUGCUUGAUGAGAUAGGAAUUGAAAUCUCUGGAAAGAUGGCCAAAGCUCCGUCUGCUGCCAGAGGCUUACCAUCUGCAUCAACAUCAAAAGCUGCUACCAUAUCAGAUGAAGAGAUUGAACGACAGCUCAAAGCUUUGGGAGUUGAUUAGCUUGAUGGCAAUAUGCCGUCUGCCUUUUGAUUAUUCAGCUGCAGACAGAUGUAAAAAGUGCAAAUACUCUUUAAGUGUAACUGAUAUCUAGGAAAACUCUGAAGCUUCAGAAAUGACAGUUUGAACUUGGUACUGGGGACAAGGAGAAGGGGAGAAUAUUUUGAAUCAAUUUAUGAGGAGAGAUCUGCUUGGUGUGUCCAUUGCAUGGAUUUUUUUUUAGCUUUGGACCAACCAAGGAGGUAGUUCUAAUGAUAAAUUCAUUUAUACUUAUCUGGAACUGUCCUCUGACAGUUUUCUCCUGUCUCAGUUUCUGAUGUAUCUUCAGGGUUGGCUGUUCUGUGUCUGGUGGCAGUGCCUCCUAGGACAGCACCUAUAUAUCAUUUCUAUAGAAUUGUCACUAUAGGAAAACUUGUAGUUUCUCAUCUUAGCACAAAUGAAACUUCACCUUUGCUCUUAGCUGGAAACUAUUUUAUAUUGUUGAGAAAUACACUUGAAAGUGUAGCUAAUUUAGGCAGAAAGAAAAGGGAUUUUAUGCAUUUCUUUCAAGUUCCUGUAGUAACUUUGAAUGGGUUAAAUAAUAACUGGUUAUUCUUUUUACUGAGAGGGAAGGAUAUAGUCCUUGUGCAGUUAAUUUUCCUGGAAGAGGAUUUAAAUCUUUAGUGAACUUUGCAUGGAAGGCACUGACUGAACUCUUAUACUGUAACAUAGCUGGUUUCAACAGAAUUGCUGUGCCUUUAUGUAUAUAAAUCUGCUAUCUUUGUGGGGUUUUUUUCAGAAUGAGUCUUUGAAAGGUGACUAAACUUAUAAUUAAGAUGGUUUCAUAAAACACUGUCGAGACCUCUGUGUACACUUGAUGGGACUCUGCUGAAGUUCAGAAAUGCACUUGUUCAGACAUGCAGCUUGUGCUCUUGCAAAAAGGACAUUUGCCUGAAACAACAUUUGUAUAUACGUUACAGUAUUUCUUAAUGGAAGAUAACUGUGCAUAAUUGUAUUGUUUACUAAGAUGCAGUUAAUCACAUUGAUAAGCUAAAUCUAAAUCUUAGUUUUGAGAACAAUUUUGGAUGAUACCUGAUAAUUACUUGCCUAAACACUAUAAUAAAAGUGUUCUGGUCCUGUGAA